CCGCAGAGAGGGCACUGUCUUUGCGUGGAUGGUGCUCUUGAAUUCCAUUUCUGGGUCUUUUUCCUACUGAUUUAGAUUCUCUCUGCUGCUCUCUUCUCCUGUUCCCCUUUUAACUACAAACGGGAAGGAAAGGAAAAAAAAAAAAACAAAAAAACAGAGCAGCCUUUUCCGUUUCCUUUUUCCUUCUCUCCCUUUUUUCUUCCUCUCCAAGGUUUCAUUUUGAGGACUUGGGUUUGUUUGCAGUCCUCUUCCCCAUGUGGGUUCUUGAGUCUUUGAGGUGUCAUAAGCUCUCUUGAGAGAAAGAGGGUUGAAAGCGGGGGGAAAAAGAGACGACUUUUGCUCUGUUUCUGCUCUUGUGAGGGUCCUCCUAUCAGGCUCUGUUUUUCCAGUCUGAGUAAAAAAAUGGGAGAAGAGUUUAGAAAGAAAAGUGAAGUUUGUCCAAAGCUACUUACUCUGAUGGCGUCAAAGGAGAGAAAUUGGAUUGAUGCUCAAGAGGAGAAGAAGCUGGAGCUGAAGCUGGGCCCACCAGGAGUUGAUGAAGAAGAUCCUUCAGUCCUCUCACUGGGUUAUUUUCCUAAAGCCUCUAAACCCACUAAAAGAGGAUUUUUGGACACAGUUGCAGCCAAUACUGAAUGUUGCCCAUCAUCACUACAUGCUGUUGCCUCUGUUAAUGCAGCUAGGCCCAAUAGCAAGAGCUCUCAAGCAAGAGGGUGCAGGACUACUUCAGUUCCAGUAGUCGGAUGGCCACCUAUCCGAUCUUUUCGGAAGAAUCUUGCCGGUAGCUCUUCGAAACUGACACCAGAUGAAUCCAAGGAUGAAGGCUCUGAGACUGGAAGAAAGCCCGAAACUUGCAAGAAAGGCGUCUUCGUGAAAAUUAACAUGGAUGGGAUACCUAUUGGAAGAAAAGUGGACCUUGAAGCCUACGAUAGUUAUGAUAAGCUCUCUCCUGCUGUUGAAGAGCUCUUUCGAGGACUUCUUGCAGUUGCAGCUCAAAAGGAUCUAGCUACUGCCGAGCAGAAAAAAGCAUUUACAGGAUUAUUGGAUGGAACUGGUGAAUACACUUUAGUUUAUGAAGACAAUGAAGGAGACAGAAUGCUUGUUGGGGAUGUACCAUGGGAAAUGUUUGUUUCAACUGCCAAGAGACUGAGAGUGCUGAAGAGCUCUGAGCUUUCAACACUAGUUUUGGGAGCAGUCAGCAGCAAAAGAGCAGCUACUGAGUGCUGAACUAAGUCAAGAAGAAGAACUUUUUCAUUUAGGUUAUGGUUUUGGCUUUAUUUCUACUGAAAUUAUAUUAGCAGCAUAGUUAAAACUAUAUGCAAAUGUAUACGGAAUUCGUGAUCUUGUGGUUUUAUUGGUGUUGUGUUGGAUUCAACUGAAAAGUAUUUUCUAACUGUUCUAUCA
This is a messenger RNA of Asparagus officinalis (garden asparagus), 1401 nucleotides long. Its product is annotated as auxin-responsive protein IAA6-like. Gene Ontology annotation, cellular component: nucleus. Gene Ontology annotation, molecular function: protein binding. The transcript has 7 exons. Gene Ontology annotation, biological process: regulation of DNA-templated transcription. The record is from RefSeq and is a predicted model, not a curated record. Lineage: Eukaryota; Viridiplantae; Streptophyta; Magnoliopsida; Asparagales; Asparagaceae. Bases 403 to 1224 code for a protein of 273 amino acids.